AUGCACCUCAUUCUUACUGGAGCUACCGGUCUCGUGGGCACAGCAGUGCUACAUCACAUCCUCUCCCUUCCAGCAUCAUCUCCUACCGCGCAAAAGAUCACACGCCUCUCUAUUGUCAGUCGCAGAGCAGAAAUUCCUCUCCUGGAACACCCCAACAGGCCCAAGCAGAACACAUUCACUAAGAUCGAAGUGCUGCCGCACAAGGAUUUCAAGGAUUACGAGAAGGAUGGUCUCCUUAGCAAGCUGAAGCAAUGCGAUGACAACGAAAAGAUUGGCGUCAUAUGGGCUCUCGGCGUGUCGCAGACCCUCACAUCGUCCGAGCAGCAAUAUGACGAGAUCGUACGCGUAUACCCGAUCGAGGCAGCAAAAGCCUUCUCAUCGAACCUCGGAGUCAAACAGCUGAACUUUGUCUAUGUGUCUGGCGAGGGCGCUACUCAGAACCCAGGUUUUCUGACACAGAUGUUUGGCAGAAUCAAGGGCAAGACUGAGACUGAACUGAUCGAGCUCAUGCAGUCACAAGAUUGUCUGAAAGUGCUGAACGUCCGACCUGGAGGAGUUGACUCGGGAGCUGAGCAAGAUCAGCGACUGGUCCACGAACUGAGCCAUGUAAACGACGGCGGCACAGGAGGCCAGGUGAGGUCUUCUAUGGCGAUGAGAGUUACUGGGGCAGUCGUUUUACCUGUUUUCAGAAGAGGAGUUUACAAAGCUAUGCACAGUCCGACUGGCGAGCUUGGAAAAGUCCUUGUUGAGCUGGUUAUAGGAGACGGACAGCCAGUCAACGUCAAAGGUGCCGAGGGUGAUGGAAGAAUCUUGCCAAACUCUGUCCUCCGGCGUCUCGGUGGAGGCAUGAAGAUGUAG
This is a messenger RNA of Lithohypha guttulata, 858 nucleotides long. RefSeq lists its product as uncharacterized. The transcript has a single exon. Lineage: Eukaryota; Fungi; Ascomycota; Eurotiomycetes; Chaetothyriales; Trichomeriaceae. The coding region runs from base 1 to 858 and encodes 285 amino acids. The record is from RefSeq and is a predicted model, not a curated record.